Pocillopora verrucosa is the source of this 1203-nucleotide messenger RNA. RefSeq names its product amine sulfotransferase-like. Gene Ontology annotation, biological process: sulfation. The record is from RefSeq and is a predicted model, not a curated record. Gene Ontology annotation, molecular function: sulfotransferase activity. NCBI's taxonomy places the organism in Eukaryota, Metazoa, Cnidaria, Anthozoa, Scleractinia, Pocilloporidae. Gene Ontology annotation, cellular component: cytoplasm.
AACGCGCUGGUCUUCAGCAAAAGAUUUGGUUAACCCUGAGCGAACUGGAAGAAACGCACUUUUUAUGUUAACGAGCGAGGAAAGAAGCAUGGGUGACCGGAUAAAACCGCUGAAAUUUCUAAGAGACGUUCUCCUUCCACCGGAAAUGAACGUAGAAAAAGAAAUGGUGGACGUUCUUCCAAAACUGCCGGCCCGAAAGGAGGAUAUCUUUAUUACGUCAUAUCCAAGAUCAGGCUCCACUUGGACUGAGGAAGUUGUGUGGCAGAUUCUUCAUGAUGGUAAAAUAGACGAGCGUCGAUUGGAUGAACGAAUGCCUUUUGUGGAAGGGAUUAUUCUGCCUAUUAAAUCUUAUCCCUAUACUGUAACAGACCCCGAGUCCGCCAAGAAAAUGUUUACCAGCUUCCCUGAGCCUCGCGUAUUCAAAACUCAUCUUCCUUAUUGCUUCGUCCCUAAGGGCCCUGAUGAAGCUGACAAGCCUCGAUACAUAUAUGUUGUGCGCAAUCCCAAAGAUGUGCUUGUGUCUAUUUAUCAUCAUCACCGCAACAUGCCUUAUUUAGUUGAAAUUCCUUCCUGGGACGAGGCGUUCAAACGUUUUAUCACAGGAGACUUUACGUUUGGUUUGCACUUUGAUCACGUGUUAGGCUGGUGGGAACAAAGGGACGACCCUAACAUUUUGAUUCUUACUUAUGAGGACAGAAUAAAGGAUCCAGCAGAUGCUGUUGACAAGAUAGCGAAGUUCCUAAGUAAAAAGAUCUCCCCUGAAACACGUGACCUUAUUGUCAGACAAACGUCCUUUGACGCGAUGAAGAGCUCCAGUCACACCAACUUUACUUGGUUUGAAGGAAUCAAGGGGGAUGGCUUUUUUAGAAAGGGUCAAGGAGGAGGAUGGAAAGAUUACUUUACUGAAGAACAGAAUGAAUUGUUUGAUAAGGUUUUCAGUGAAAGAGUUGGAGAUGGUGAGACUGCAGCUAAAUUAAGAGAACUGAUGUCACUGUAGUGACCCGGAAAUGAAACAGAAAGCAUUUCGUAAUAACAAAUUGAAGAAGAAGACUUAAUCUUAACUUGAAGAAUUACCUAAGCUAGCGAUUUUAUUGUGAGUUUAAAGAUGAAGUUUACGGCAAAGGGAAAUGUCUCGACUGAACUUAUAUGUCACUGAGUUAUCUUACUCUCAAAUAAACACUAUCAUAAUAAAAAAAGGGACAC